AUGUUGUCUGCUUUCACGGCUCGGCCUCUCGUCGAGCUCAAGCAGCGGGACAAGUCCAGAAUCGAAUCGGUCCUCGCAUACGGCGAUCGACUCCUCGUGGGGCUGAACAAUGGCAAUCUACGAAUAUACCGCAUAAACGAAGUUUCUUACGAUGAGGAGGGUACCGCCAACACCAACGGCGGGGUCCAACACCACGAAGGAGGCGAAGGAGAUACGGUCAAGAAGGGCGAUGAUGGAGUUAGGCCCGCAACAGCAAGUUCACCUCGGGCUACGAUACCAAAGACGAAACCAACCGACCUCCUACGCGAAAUUGAGAAGUUCUCCCGGUACAAAAUCGAGCAACUGGCCCUGAUCAAGGAGGCCAAGCUGCUCGUCUCGUUAUCGGGCGGCUACGUGUCGAUCCACGACCUGCAGACGUACGAAUUGCACGAGCAGCUCACCAAGACGAAAGGCGCGACAACGUUUGCCAUUACCUCGAAUAUCGUGAAUGAUCCCGAGACUGGCGUGCCAUCGAUCGUGUCUCGGGUUGCGGUCGCUGUCAAGAGGAAGAUACUGCUGUGGACAUGGCGGGAUAUGGAGCCGGAGAAAGAUACAGCGGAGAUGGUUCUGGUUAGUGGGAUUAAAACACUUACUUGGAUAUCUGGGACGAAGCUGGUAGCUGGUCUUGGAUCGAAUUUCGUUAUGGUGGACCUUGAGAGUUCAUCGGUCACAGAGCUUGUUGGGCCGGGGAGUAUUGGAGGUCUGGGUGGUCAGGAGACUGGGCGGUUAGCUGGUGUUGGGGCUGCUAGUAUGAGUUACAUUGGGAUGAGUGGGAUGGGUCCGAAGCCUCUCUCUACGAGACUCAAUGAAGGGCAGAUACUGCUGGCAAAGGACAUCAACACGCAUUUCAUCGACGCAGAUGGCAAUUCGCUGGGUCGAAGACAAAUACCGUGGAGCCAUGCACCAGCAGAUAUCGGAUACACGUAUCCAUUCCUACUUGCGCUGCAUGAUGCGUCCAAGGGUGUGCUGGAAGUGAGGAAUCCGGAAACUCAGUCGCUGCUUCAGUCCGUCUCGUUGCCAUCAGCCAAUCUCAUGCAUAUCCCCCAGCCUACGAUCAGCCUGGCCCAUGCCGGAAAGGGGUUUUUGAUUGCUAGUGAUCGGGUUAUCUGGAGGAUGGAAGCUCUGAGCUACGAUACGCAGAUCGACACUCUAGUUGAGAAGGGGUACCUGGACGAAGCAAUCAGUUUGCUUGCCAUGCUUGAGGAUGCACUUCUAAAGGAUAAACCCGGCCGGCUACGCCAAAUAAAGCUCGAAAAGGCCGAGGGCCUGUUCAACGUCAGGAAAUAUCGGCAAGCGAUGGACCUCUUCACGGAAGUUUCGGCUCCUCCAGAAACUGUUAUUAGACUCUAUCCUAAGUUGAUUGCUGGCGACCUCUCCAUCAUCGUCGAAGAGGAGGAAUCCGAGGAUAGCGGAUCGGAAGGCUCACCCAAGCCGGAGAACCAGAAUAAUGCGACUUCCGAAGAUGCUACAAGCCCUACCAGACUGACGCACGCUCCAUCCAUGAGGUCCAUUCUCCGAACAAGAACUGACGGCUUCGAUGACGCGGGUAGCAUCCGUAGCAAGCCUGUCGAGGAAGACAAGCGUCUAGAAGGAAAAGACCUCAAACUCGCCGUUCGCGAACUCCAGGCGUACCUUGCUGACGUCCGGAGGAGGUUUCAGCGAUUCCUCAACCCUGAUGGCUCACUCAAGGUCCCGGAUCCGCCAACUAACGCUGCGGAAGAUGAGUUCACUGAUUCCGUCGUGAAAUUGCUCGACUUCUCGCGAGAUGAGCGAGAGGAAAUUUUCGCCGAGAAACUUCGGGAGAAGGCAAGGCUCGUGGACACGACUCUAUUCCGGGCACACAUGUUCGCGACGCCCUCCUUGGCUGGCUCGCUAUUCCGCAUCGCAAACUUCUGCGACCCAGACGUCGUAAUGGAACGACUAGAGGAAACUGGCCGCUAUAACGACCUUAUUGACUUCCUCUACGGCAAAAGGAUGCAUCGUCAAGCUCUCGAGCUCCUGCGGAAAUUCGGCCAAGCAGAAACAGAAGACGAGUCAGUUCCGCAACUGCAUGGACCUAAGAGAUUAGUCGGAUAUCUGCAGAACCUGCCUCCAGCGAAAAUCGAUCUCAUUCUCGAGUUUGCGGAGUGGCCAGUGCGAGAGGAUCCUGAGCUGGGGAUGGAGAUUUUCGUGGCGGACACUGAAAAUGCAGAGACGUUGCCUCGACAUCAGGUCCUGGAAUUUCUUGAGAAGAUUGACAUUGCCCUGGCUGUUCAGUACCUCGAGCAUAUCAUUGGGGAGCUGAAUGAUACGACGCCAGACUUGCAUUUCAAACUCUUGCUUCAUUAUUUGGAUCGUCUGAACAAAGGGGAAUUUGCGGGUGACGACGACCGUGCCGAAUGGCACAACAGGUUCUUGAAGACGCUUAGAUCGAGCUCGCAGUAUUCUCCGGCUAAGAUGCUUGAUCGGCUGGAUCGGAAUGAUCCUGAGUUCUUCGAAGCGAGAGCCAUUGUGUUUAGCAAGAUGGGACAACAUAAACAGGCUUUGGAGAUUUACGUGUUUAAACUUGAGGACUACGCCAAAGCAGAAGAGUACUGUAACCACGUUCACAAGGAGGACAUAGCCACGAAAGAAGCUACGCUCGAUGGGGAAAAAGACGAAGCAAAAGAGGAACCCUCGUCAAUUCAUCUGACAUUGUUAGGUCUCUAUCUCGCCCCACCCUAUGGAAAUAAACCACAAUAUGGACCCGCGCUCGAGAUACUCGCAAAGCACGGAUCCCGUCUCCCUCCCAGUUCCGCCCUAGAUCUCAUCCCCAAAUCACUACCGGUCAAAGAACUAGAGUUCUACUUCAAAGGCCGUAUGCGAGCCGCCAAUUCCAAGUUCAACGAAAGCAGGAUUGUGGCGAGCUUGCAGAAAGUCCAAAACGUCAAGGCGCAGGCGCAAUUGCUGGUCGGCGAGGGCAUUGACCCGAAGUCUUCGAGGUCGAGGCAUGUUACUGUGACGGAGGAGAGGAUUUGUGGAAUAUGCCACAAGCGGCUUGGAGGAAGUGUGAUUAAUGUGUUUCCAGAUAACACGGUUGUUCAUCUCGGUUGUGCGAAUCGACUGUCGACGACUACCUCAUGA
Molecule: messenger RNA, 3141 nt
Organism: Aspergillus ruber CBS 135680
Lineage: Eukaryota; Fungi; Ascomycota; Eurotiomycetes; Eurotiales; Aspergillaceae
Product: putative vacuolar morphogenesis protein AvaB
Exons: 4
Coding region: 1-3141 (1046 amino acids)
Biological process (GO): autophagy; endosomal vesicle fusion; vesicle-mediated transport
Cellular component (GO): fungal-type vacuole membrane; cytoplasm
Molecular function (GO): protein binding
Source: RefSeq, a predicted model, not a curated record